AUGCGCGACCUCGGUCGGGAGUCGGGCAAGUCGGAUGUCGUCGUCAAACCCACCGCACUAGGGGCUACUUUCGAGUUGGACGCAGCGCCAACGCACGAGUACAUAACGGACUCGAAAAGAUGUCAGGAGGGAUGGGCGAUGAUGAUGAUGACGACGAGGGGCCGAGAUACACGGGCGGCAAAGGGCCUUGUCUUGUCGCAAAAUGGUAGUAGUUGCAGCGAUGGAUUUCUUCAAAUCGACCCGCCCGCCCACCGACUGUAUGCUGAAAGGAGGCCACCGGUUGCGGGUAGAAUUGAACUCGUCAUCCAUGCCAAGUCCGUCCGUGAAAAGCAAAUCAUUUCGAGGAUAGGCCGUAUGCCCAGGACUUUCCAAGACACCAAGACCAUCUCGAAGACGCGUUGUGGGAGCACCAAAGUUUGCGGAGGAGCCAGAACAGUAUCCGGCACCAGCAUCAACGGUUUGGUGCACGCAACAUGCUGCGAUGUAACCCACCCUGGUCCUUUCUCUUCUGCGCUUAAUCCAAGUUCAUCUCAUGCUUUGACGGUUAAAAUCCGUCCUGUAGCCGUUGCCAAGCUUGGUGUCCAUAGCAAGCCAAGCCAGGGCGGCGCGCUAGCGCUGGAAGAGAGCACUGUAAGAAGGUGGUGGUUUGUUCGCGACACGCUACUGCCCCGCUCCCACCCGACAUAA
Molecule: messenger RNA, 687 nt
Organism: Pyricularia oryzae 70-15
Lineage: Eukaryota; Fungi; Ascomycota; Sordariomycetes; Magnaporthales; Pyriculariaceae
Exons: 5
Coding region: 1-687 (228 amino acids)
Source: RefSeq, a predicted model, not a curated record